GUGAAUAUUUUAAGAAUGUAUUUUCCUGAUUCUACUUUCCAGAUGGUCGAGAGUGCUUUAUCUCCGCCGUACGACGGGAGCGAAUUUCAGGAUCUGUUUCCUGAACUGACCGGCGUGGAACCAGACGAAAUGGUGGACAUAGAAUCGUUGGCUGAUCAUGCUGCAUCGUCGUUGCAACAACCUGAUGACGUUGUAGAAAAUCACUCAGUUAUGCUGAACGACAACGUUUCCAUUCAUUCACAAGAUAGUUAUUCAGAGAGGGGUUCAGUAUACGAGUGUGAUGAUGUUUCAGAGGGGGAGGUGGAGGAACAUGAAGAUGCUGAUCAAUUGCUGAGAUACCUCAUCGCUCCAGUCAGUCAAACUCAAAGUAAGACGAAGCAGCUGAGACGCCAAUCUUCCAAUUCCAAUGACUCUGAAAGAUUUCCUGAUCGUUCUCGGGAUCAGGGCUCGACCAUUCAUCAUCCAGACUCCCCGCCGCCAUCAGCUGUGGUGACGACGCGUAAAUACACAAGAAAGUCCACGUCAAAGGCCCGAAGAAACGGGCCAAAACAAAUGCCAGCUUCUUCAACAACAUGCUUCACCGUUGUUGAUGAGAAAGGUUCAUGCAAAAGCGUCCAAGGCCCAAACAGGAAUGCUGUUAUGGCAAAGUUAAAUCGUGAGAGGAAGAAGCAGCUCAUGGUGGAACUUGAAGAAAAGGUUGGACUUCUCGAUACUGAAAAUGAUGCGCUUAAAAAGCAGAAUGUCCGCCUUCGAAAGAGAGUUGAUAUUCUAAGCCGAGAACUUCAAUAUGUGAAAAAUGUUCUUGCAAACCAAAGCACGCUGUCCAGUCUUCUGAAAAAUAUCAAAGCAACAGGACUUGAGUUUCAUACUUCAAUGCCGUUACAGUCCAACCCAAGCAGAGUUGCCAAAGGUAUUUCACGUGUGAAUCAGAAAAGAAAAAGGCAGUUUGAUCAUGACUAUUGUCUUGAGCAGAAUGAUGAUGAGUUCCAGUCUCCAAAAGUUGCCAGGUCUGGAAGUAAAGGGAAAAAAGAUGAUGGCAAAACUGAUGCUAAUGUGAAUCUUUCAAACUGUGAUGCAGUAGGAGGAGUUUGUCUUCAUGUUUUAGGUGAGAAUGUCUCACUCGAGUUCUGUUCAAAGUGUAGUGCAAAAGCAAACUUGGCUGGAAGCAGAUGUUGAGCCAUUCUCAAAGAAGCAGGAAUGAGAUGAGAUCUCAAAGAAGCUGUUCAUCACUGGCCCUGGGAGUAAUCAGAUGAUCAUGAACUACAUGUAUUCCAUCGCAGAGCAGCAUGUUGAGUGACUAAGGAACGGUGUCAUUUUAUGAUUUUGGAAAGCAUAUGGUCGGUUGUUUCUUACCUUUGAUUAAUGACAGUGAAAGUACAAUUGAAUUCUUUCUAUAAGCCAUAACUCAUUGAUUGUUUUAGUUCACAGACUUGAGCUCCAUAUUUUCAAACAUUUGACUCGAAAUGAAAUACAAGAAAAACUCAAUAUCGUAGUAUUGACAUGUGAUAAUUUUGAUUAUUAGAUAAUCCUAGGUUACCGGUAAUUCAUUUUUGUCCUGUUUUGUAAAGAGAAGUCAAUUGCAACUUGUGAGUUUUGUUAUACGUUGCAUAUGGCUUCUCUAUUUUAGUAAUGUCUUGUAUACAAUCUUGUUG
Molecule: messenger RNA, 1652 nt
Organism: Lytechinus variegatus (green sea urchin)
Lineage: Eukaryota; Metazoa; Echinodermata; Echinoidea; Temnopleuroida; Toxopneustidae
Exons: 1
Coding region: 16-1176 (386 amino acids)
Cellular component (GO): nucleus
Molecular function (GO): RNA polymerase II transcription regulatory region sequence-specific DNA binding; DNA-binding transcription factor activity, RNA polymerase II-specific
Source: RefSeq, a predicted model, not a curated record